This is a messenger RNA of Cylindrotheca closterium, 687 nucleotides long. NCBI's taxonomy places the organism in Eukaryota, Bacillariophyta, Bacillariophyceae, Bacillariales, Bacillariaceae. The record is from the annotation of a GenBank genome assembly.
AUGCUACGGUCAAUCCUGUUAUCAAUCAUUUUUGUUGGAGCUGCUAAUGGACUCUUACCAAGCUCACCCUCCACGUUGAAUGUCCGGCCAAGAACAAGACUAUUCCUAGCAGGAGGUCCCAAUCGACAAAAUAUUUUUGAAGGUAUGGACCUUUUCCGAAAAGGUGAUAUCCAAGGUAGCAUCGAUAAGUUUGAUGCCUCUGUCCCACCUGGUUCAAGUGCAUACCUAUGGCAGCGUGGAAUAUCGUAUUAUUAUAAUGAUGACUUUGCCAACGGAAGCAAACAGUUCCGAGAUGACGUACUCCAGAGCCCACUCGACGUCGAGGAGAUUGUCUGGGAUGCUGCGUGUCUUUUGCGAAUGGACCCGGAAACGUUUCCACCGAAAAAUGUGAUGUCACUCCCAAAAGGAAAGAGCGAUAGACGGCCGAUCAUGAGCAUCGUUUACAAGUUGUUUCGAGGUGAGGCAACUGAACACGAUCUUGCGGAUGCUGGGCACAAGGGAGGUCCAUCAGAGGAGUUCUACUCGCUGCUUUACCUAGGAUUGUUUUGCGAGGCCCGUGGGGAGCUGUCAAAGGCUGAGAGCUACAUGAGAUCAGCAGCCAAAACAAAGUAUGCAGAAGUUGUGGGGUCCCGAGACUAUAUGGUUGACGUGGUGAAAGUACACUGCUCAUUGAGACAUUGGACGUGA